AUGACAGAAGCUUGGGCAGGAGUGAAGGUGAAGGUGAUGGUCAAGAGAAGUCAGAUUCUGGAGACGUUAUCAAGAUCUAAGAAGCAAGAUAACGAACUACAAGCGAGCAAUGAGGUUUUGGCAGGUUUAGAAGAUGAGAAACAGCUGGUGAGGAGGGCAAGCCUAAGGGGAACACCUGAGCAGCCCCCGAGAGAGCCGGCCGGCGGUGUGCCGCUCCCCUGCGGAAGUGGGGAAUGUGGCAGGGGGAACUGCCCUUCCACGGAGGUGGAAGGGAUAGUAGCCAACCCGGGAAGAACCAGCAGCAAACCGGGGAGGGCCGAGCAGACGAAAGAACAGCGCAGGGUCCUGUGUCGUUCCUCCACGAAGACGGGGAGCGACAAUUCUUACUGGCAUUUAUUGAAUGAUCUACUUAUUUCCUGUUGUAUUAAAGGGACCAGUUACUCUCCACAAGAAAAUUCACACAACCACAGUGCUCUUCAUAGUUCAAAUUCACAUUCUUCUAAUCCAAGCAAUAAUUCAAGCAAAACUUCAGAUGCACCUUAUGAUUCUGCAGAUGACUGUUCUGAGCAUAUUAGCUCUUCUGGGAAAAAAUACUACUACAACUGUCGAACAGAAGUUUCACAAUGGGAAAAACCAAAAGAGUGGCUUGAAAGAGAACAGAGACAAAAAGAAGCAAACAAGAUGGCAGUUAAUAGCUUCCCGAAAGAUAGAGAUUACAGAAGAGAGGUGAUGCAGGCGACAGCCACUAGUGGGUUUGCCAGUGGAAUGGAAGACAAGCAUUCCAGUGAUGCCAGUAGUUUGCUCCCACAGAAUAUUCUGUCUCAGACAAGCAGACACAAUGACAGAGACUACAGACUGCCAAGAGCAGACACUCACAGUAGUUCUGCGCCAGUACAGCACCCCAUCAAGCCAGUGGUUCAUCCAGCUGCUGCCCCAGGCGCUCUUCCUUCUAGUCCAUUUACGCUGCAGUCUGAUCACCAGCCAAAGAAAUCAUUUGAUGCUAAUGGAGCAUCUACUUUGUCAAAACUGCCUAUACCCACAUCUUCUGUCCCUGCACAGAAAACAGAAAGAAAAGAAUCUGCACCAGGAGACAAGGCAGUAUCACAUUCUUGCACAACUCCUUCCACAUCUUCUGCCUCUGGACUGAAUCCCACGUCUGCACCUCCGACAUCCGCUUCAGCAGUCCCCGUUUCUCCUGUUCCGCAGUCACCAAUACCUCCAUUACUUCAGGACCCAAAUCUUCUUAGACAGUUGCUUCCUGCUUUGCAAGCUACACUGCAGCUUAAUAAUUCUAAUGUGGACAUAUCCAAAGUAAAUGAAGGUAAAUUUUCAUAGUAACAAUGGUUAUCA
Messenger RNA from Oryctolagus cuniculus (rabbit), 1350 nucleotides. NCBI's taxonomy places the organism in Eukaryota, Metazoa, Chordata, Mammalia, Lagomorpha, Leporidae. The record is from RefSeq and is a predicted model, not a curated record.